Molecule: messenger RNA, 1317 nt
Organism: Paramecium tetraurelia
Lineage: Eukaryota; Ciliophora; Oligohymenophorea; Peniculida; Parameciidae
Exons: 4
Source: RefSeq, a predicted model, not a curated record
AUGGAGGUAAUUAAUUUUCCUCAUGUUCAUGCUGUAAGCCAAUCUAAUUUAUACUAAACUAGAAGCAGAUUGAGGAGAACAAAUCACUAUAGAGAAAACUGUCAAUAGUCCAAAAAAUUAAAAAAUUUAAGAAUCACGGAUACACUAAAAAUCAAUGACUCAACUCCUUUAUUGAAUAUCAACAGUUCAACUAAAUAACUCAAAGCGCAUCAAAUACAUUUACUGAAGCUGGACAUUUUUAAAACCAAAAUAAAUAAAAAGAUUUAGGUUUUGAGAAACUUCGUUUAAUAAAGAAUUGAUUUGAGGAAAUCCUUAAAUUAAGAACAAAGAGAAGAAGAUAUUAGAAAUAUUCAUUUUAUCAAGACUUUCUUUGACAUAACUAAUGAUUAUAAUUAACAUAUACAAUAACAGUAAGAAAAACUCAAGGAUGAUGCAUAAUAUUAUAAGAAAUUAGUACCAUGUCAACGAAAACUUAAAUAAUUAUUAGUAAACUAUGAUAAUGUACAACCAAUCAUCAAACAUCAGGAAAAGCAUUUUGAUAAAUUUGAUUGCCCUUCCCUAGGGAUGUUGAAAAAUUAAAUGAACCAAUAUUCUAAAAUUUAUUUAUUGGAAUUAGAAUAACAAAAAUAAAUCCAAUUUAAAUCAGCUCUAAAUUAAGAACGAAAACUUUUGGAAUAAUACAAUAUUAAAUUUUAAUCUGAAUUAAGAAAAUCCAAAAUUAAAAGCAAUUAAAAUUCUAUAUCCUAAUCUCCACUCACAUUAAAAUAACAAUAAGAUCAUUUGUUCCAAAGCAAUUCAAAAUUACCUACUGAUUGUCCAUUGGAUGUUUAUGUGGCUAGUCUCAAGCAUCACCUUAAUUAAUAUAAAUAAAUUUGUAAAUUCUAGGAUUCUAUUUCUGAUCCUAGAAAAAGGAAAUAAUUUAUAAUUACAAAAAAACCUUUCUACCUAUUUACAAAAUAAGUAGAGGGCGAUAAAAAUCCUAAAAAUUUUAAAGGUUUGAUAACCAACUAUGAUGUUAAGUUAUACGAUUACAUACACAAUAGAAAUAUAUAUACGUUGAAUAAGCAGGUUAAGGAGAUGACCUAGAAAUUUCACACUAUGAUCGAAAGUGAAAAGGAAUAAAAUUUAAAUGAAUAAUUAGAAACGCAUUUAAAUCAAUUAAAAAAUCGAAAAUUGAAAUAUCGUUAGCAUGGAUCUUUGGAAGCUUAAAAAAGAAUACAAACUGAAAAAUAUGCAGAUGAAAUUUCAGAUGAUUAAUCACUUUAAUCCAUUUAUGAAGUGAAUCUUGAUGUUUUAUAUGAUCAAUCAAUCAAUUGA